Molecule: messenger RNA, 231 nt
Organism: Symbiodinium sp. CCMP2456
Lineage: Eukaryota; Dinophyceae; Suessiales; Symbiodiniaceae
Source: the annotation of a GenBank genome assembly
GUGGCGGUGGUGGUGGCGCGGGCGGCGGCGGCGGCUUCUUUUUCAACAUGUUCUACGAGCGCUACGCUGACGGCCACCAAGAAGGCAUCCAAUACGUCGGCGCAGGAAGGGGGGACAUGGAGACGAAGCUUAUCGAAGUUGGUGCAGGUCAGGGCAGCUACACGAAACAAAAGGAUGCCACCUACGGUUACAGGUGCCGGCCCGCGGCAGCUUGCUGCUGUGUGUUGUUCG